This is a messenger RNA of Emys orbicularis (European pond turtle), 607 nucleotides long. Its product is annotated as pregnancy-specific beta-1-glycoprotein 5-like. The record is from RefSeq and is a predicted model, not a curated record. The transcript is spliced from 3 exons. NCBI's taxonomy places the organism in Eukaryota, Metazoa, Chordata, Testudines, Emydidae. The coding region runs from base 34 to 462 and encodes 142 amino acids.
CACCAGCAACAUUCGCACAACACAGACAGGACCAUGGGGGGACUCUCCGGCACCAACCCCUGCCCCCCAUGGGGCACUGCCUGGAUGGGCCGAAUCCUGGCAGUCUGUGUCCUGUUCUCCAGCCUCCUGCCAGCCGGGGCCAGUGUCACCCUGAUGCCGGUGCCCCCCCAGCCCCGUGUGGGGCAGGCCGUGACCCUGGCCGUUCAGGGGAUGCAGGGACCUGCCCAGCUCUGCGCCUGGUACCGAGGACUCACCACAGCGCGGUCCCAGCAGAUCCUGAUCUUUGUGCCCCCGUGGGAGCUGCACCGGGGUCCGGCCUUCACUGGGCGGGAGACGCCUGCCAACGACUGCUCCCUGCGCAUCACAGGGGUGACCCCCCAGGACAGCGGGGACUACACCCUCGUCUUCCAGGCAGGCGGGCGCUACGCCGAGGCCUUCGGGCGCCUACAGGUCUCUGGUUGACCGGAUGGGGCCGGGAUUCAUCCCCAACUAGGCCAGCAAGAAUUGGGGGGGGAGUGACCAGUCUCUCCCCCUCCCAUCCCAGCCACCAGCGACCCCACCCCUUCCCCACCCCCACUGAACCUCAAUAAAAGUCUUUGGCAGCUGA